GUUCAUUCGCGCGCAUGAUUGAUUUGCAAAUAAUCACGAAAAAAUUGCGUUUAGUAUUAAUAUACAUAUUUAGUUAUUAUAAUUUAUAAGUCCAAGGAAUUUAUUUGGAACAUUAGGUGGAUAUAAGCCUAAUGCCAUAUGAUGAAUAAGCUAUUGUGUCACAAAACCACCGACAGGGAGGUCCACAAAAGUACGUACUCCCUAGUAUCAUGUGUAGAACUCACCGCUGACACAUUACAGCUAUGGAAUGGGUUACCAGACGAGAUUAAAAAGGACCCAUCGUUUGAGCAGAUACGGCAGAAGUAUGAAGAAUUGGGUGAUUCAGGUGAUGUCAAUAAUGCUCAGAACGGAGACAAAAGAGCUAAAUUCACCAUUAACAAUGACCCCAUACUGGUCCCCAACAAUGAACAUGAAGGAUUUCUUAUUCAGGAUCACGAAAAUACUGAAUUGCAUAUUUCACCACAGAACAGAAAAAAACACGAGCAGGCAAAAAGAACCCGCUACUAUAUAAAAAUGUCACUCCUUCUUGGCUGUUGGGUAUUUUUUACUGGUGUAUUCUUAACGCAUAAUGAAAAGGAAGAAAUAUUUAAAACCACCGCUGUUCUACCCGGAGAUAUCAAUAAUUAUACACUCGGCACAUUAAAUGCGGAAGCGAUAUCAGUUAAGAUAAAUGGACCAUUUCUAUCGGCUCGCGAUGAACGAAAUCUUAACUCCAGUGAAUAUGAUUCUGCUGAUAAAAUGGUGGUCUGGCUUGAAGGAGAUGAGAUUUCACAGCCCUGGUACAUUACACUCUCAAAUAAUUUAAAUUAUAAUAGAGGAGAAAUGCGAUAUCAUAUAUUCCAGCUUAAUAAAACAAGCUAUAUAUUAAAACUAAGAACAACGGCAUCUAGCGUGACUGCCUUUAAACUGAGUUUUGAUUUGAAUCCACUAGAUGGCAGCACCGGCGUUCUUUACGCUAUUAUUCUACUUUUUGUACUGUAUGUUCUAAUUAUUUUUGAGAUUAUUAACAGAACCAUGGCAGCGUUAUUAGUAUCGACAACAUCACUGGCUGCUUUAGCUCUAGUUGGACAAAGGCCGAGUUUGCCAGAGGUGAUCUCAUGGCUGGACGUGGAAACACUACUUCUGCUCUUCAGCAUGAUGAUAUUAGUGGCUAUCAUGGCGGAGACUGGCAUUUUCGAUUUCUUGGCUGUGUUUACUUUUGAAGUGACGAAAGGAAAACUGUGGCCAUUGAUUUUCCUUCUAUGCAUAAUAACUGCUGUCUUGUCUACUUUUUUGGACAAUGUGACCACGGUGCUACUAAUGUCGCCUGUUACUAUAAGAUUAUGCGAAGUAAUGGACCUGGAUCCAGUACCAAUAUUAAUGUUCAUGGCGAUAUACAGCAAUAUAGGUGGGACUGCCACCCCGGUAGGAGAUCCACCUAAUGUCAUUGUUGCUUCUAAUAAAGCUGUCAUCAAUGCUGGUAUAAACUUCACUAACUUCACAGCACACAUGUCAGUUGGUGUAGUGUUUAUAGUACUUCAGACUACACUUCAGAUAAAAUACAUGUAUAGGGAUGUGAACAAGCUUCGCCUUAGGGUGCCUAGGGAAAUACAAGAAUUACACCAUCAAAUAUCGAUAUGGCGUCGGGCGGCGGAAUCCCUUCCGCAUUUGAGUAAUGGCGUCGCCGUGGUUAGAGAGGGAUUAGAGAGAAAGAUAGACAAACUAAACAAACAGUUGAAGAACAUGGUUAAAGAGAGGAAUAAACGAGCCUGCCCCAAAGAUACCUUUAAAAGCACUUUGGUCGAGUUAAAAGAAAAGUACAAAAUCCGCGACAAAGGUCUUCUAAUAAAAUCAUCAGUGGCUAUAAUUUUUGUGGUGACAGUAUUCUUUUUACACUCAAUACCAGAGCUAAAUAGGGUAUCACUCGCAAUGACAGCUCUUCUGGGCGCCAUUUUGCUCUUAUUAUUAGCUGAUCGGAUGGAUAUUGAACCCAUAUUACACCGAGUUGAAUGGUCUACUCUACUUUUCUUUGCUGCUCUAUUCGUGCUUAUGGAGGCGUUAUCAAAACUUGGCUUAAUCCUAUAUAUCGGAGGUCUAAUGGAACAAGUUAUAUUAAAAGUGGACGAAUCUUCAAGAUUGGCCGUCGCUCUCAUAUUGAUUAUAUGGGUAUCCGGCACUAUAUCGGCCUUCGUUGACAAUAUACCACUUACAACAAUGAUGGUGCGAGUUGUGGUAUCAAUUGGUACCAAUCCCAAGUUGAACCUGCCGAUGGCACCACUCAUUUGGGCUUUGUUGUAUGGCGCAUGUUUGGGAGGCAACGGUACACUAAUCGGCGCAAGCGCAAACGUGGUGUGCGCAGGAGUAGCAGAACAGCACGGAUAUAAAUUUACAUUCACGAAGUUCUUCAAAGUAGGUUUUCCCAUUAUGAUCGGCCAUCUUGUUGUUUGCUCCGUGUACCUUUUGAUUUGUCAUUGUGUCUUUGAAUGGCAUUAGGACGUAUUUGACGUAUAUACUCAAUGUUGAAGAAAGAAAGUAAGAAGAGUCUGGAAGAAUGACCAGCGCUGUGGAACACGUCUGCUCCACAGCAUAAUGCUAAGCCAGGGCCAGUUACAACCACAACACACACAUUACACACUCAAAAUGUACCUUAUUUAGUGUGUUUCUGUGUGUGUUUCGUUAGUAAUGAAUGUUAUGUCUAUGUCUUAUGUAUAAUACUAGCCUAUACCAACGAAUUCAGACGUAGGAUAUAAGCAAAGUUCUUCUUGGCGCUCUGAAGACAAACUUUCUGCAACCCAAAUUGCCGCUUGGCGGCGUGGCGCUGCACUGCGGCAGCUGUCUCUCUCUUACGCAUUGCAAUACGAAGAAGAGAGAGGAAGAGAGACGGAGAAUGACGCCAGCGCCGCCAACUACGAUCUAAAAUGGGGACAGGUCCACUUGGAAUCGGCACACGAUAUCCUUAUGUUCUGCGAUUCUAUUCUACGUCUGAAUUCGUUGACUAUACCAAAAACAAUAUUAAAAAGUGAUUACCGUUUACUAUUAAUGAACGACUCUGAGUACCUUUCGUAAAUCUUUUUGCUUUAAUUAUAAUUGUUAAUUGUAGAUAUUUGGAAUUUGAAAAAUAGCUAGUAUAAUGUGUAUUUAUAAUAAUUUUAUAAGUACAAAAUAAUUUAAUGAGUUGAACUUAAGAUUGUCAUUUGAUACAUAUAUUGUGAAGAGCUAAGAUAGAUAGAGAUAGAUAAGCUCAAAAAUAUUUAUUUAUAUAUUUCGAUGAAAAAUAUUGGUGACUUGAAAAUGUAAUACAUAUUUAAUUUACACAAAAUACAAAGUUUUAGUCGCCUAUUCAUUAUAUUCAUUGCGUCGACAGUGAGGGUAGACGUUUCGCCCUACCCUCACUUAGGCUUAAUGCGUAACUUUGAACCCCUCUCGUAUUAGUGUUAUUUUUAAGGACAAUAAAACACAAUAUACAUAAACAAAUUCUCCAUUUUAUUUUUACCGAUAAAAAAUAAACUAAAAACUACUAAUAUUUAGUAAAAAAAACUAUAUAAUCGGAUCUCUCGUACACGAAACAAAAGUCGUUAAAAAAAUAACAAACAAGCCAAAAUAACUUAUAACAAUUGGCAAUUAACGCCGCGUUCCUACAUUUAAAUUACGGACAACCAUUCGUUUUUUUUAAGGUUUUUGCUGUGUAUGUUAUCCGUAAUUUAAAUUUAGAAUUUUUCCCAUUUCCUAUUACAGCGAAUUCCGUUUAGUGAGUCCAACAAAAUCGUAAUUUCAAAACGUGUAUCGAGAUAUAAUAUGCUGCAUCAUACCAUAUACAUUUUACUAUAUCUAAACCUAGAAACAAAGUCACAUUAGUCGAAACAAAUAUAUUAAUGUGAUUUUGAGAUGGACUGACUUUUCCUACACGUUACAAUAACAUAAGGUAUGACGCCGACUAUAAAACUGUUUUUACUCUAAUUAAAUUCUAAUGCAUUCGGAGUUAAAUGGAUAUAUUAGUAUAUAACAAUGUAUGUAACAACUACCCGA
Molecule: messenger RNA, 4005 nt
Organism: Pieris napi
Lineage: Eukaryota; Metazoa; Arthropoda; Insecta; Lepidoptera; Pieridae
Product: P protein-like
Exons: 17
Coding region: 139-2472 (777 amino acids)
Biological process (GO): transmembrane transport
Cellular component (GO): membrane
Source: RefSeq, a predicted model, not a curated record